GCCAGCGCCGAGGCUGAGCGGGCAGCACCCGCAGGCCAGGCCGAGGGCGCGCUCGGGAACACCGACGCCUCCCGCCCGCCGCGGCGCACGUGCGGGGCCGGGGCCGGGGCCGGGGGCCGGGCUGGGGCGGCUGGGGCGGCUGGGGCGGAUGGAAGCGGCCAGCUCCCGGCGCCGCCGCCGCCCGCCCGCCAGCCCCGGUGGUUGGGCGGAGGAAGCGCGGGACUCCUCCCCGCCGUAUUAACAUGCACCCAGAGGCGGGUGACCAGCCCAGCUCGCGGUGUCCCCGCGCUCAGUCUCUGCGCCAGAGGCGAGCGCUGCGCUCCCGUCGCCGCGAUCCCGGGGACACGGCCUCUUCGACACCUGGAGCCCCGGUGAAGCGGCAGCAUCAGCAUCAGCAUCAGCAUCAGUGGCAGGAGCGGCCGCAGCCGCCUCGGCUCCACUCCCAAGUCCUUCCCCUCACCCCGCGGAGAGCCUGUCCCGACCCGGGACACCCCUUUCACCCUCCGUCCUCCGAAGCUGCCGGGACUGACAGACGGUCGCAGGGAGGACCGAGGGCCGGACUGCGAGCAGCGGCAAGCACAUGGUGAGCAGUGCUCUGGGGAGCCUUCUAUGAUUACAACUUGCACCUUUUCCUGGGACACUCUUAAAAGGAUCAGCAGACAUCCAAUUUACUCACAUAUAAUCCCAGAUUAAUGGAGUUUUUGCAGAGCUGAUUACACUUGAUUUACCAAGACUGGAACAGUCACACAUCACGUGCCCCGAGUGGUAACGGGCUAAAAAACUGCAAAGUUUGGAUCUGUUCCUGUCUUACAAGCUAGAAAAAUGGAGAAUUGAUAUUCAAAGGUCUUGGCGGGAGACGGGUCUGGAACCUGACCACGGGGUGUCCAUGACCCCCGCGGUUGCGCCCCAUCAGCAAUGAAAGGGUUAUCCGGCAGCCGCAGCCAUCACCACGGAGUCACCUGCGAUUCCGCCUGUGACUCGCACCACUCGGACCGCAAGCCAUACCUGCUGAGCCCAGUGGAGCACCACCCGGCUGACCACCCUUACUACACGCAGCGCAACUCCUUCCAGGCCGAGUGCGUGGGCCCCUUCAGCGACCCGCUGGCCAGCAGCACCUUCCCGCGCAGGCACUACAACUCGCAGCAGGAGCUGAAGGACGAGUGCGCCCUCGUGCCCCGCACCCUGGCCACCAAGGCCAAUCGCAUCCCCCCGAACCUCCUGGACCAGUUUGAGAGGCAGCUGCCGCUCAGCCGGGAUGGGUACCACACGCUGCAGUACAAGCGCACAGCCCUGGAGCACCGCAGCGACAGCCCGGGCCGCAUCCGCCACCUGGUCCACUCGGUCCAGAAGCUCUUCACCAAGUCGCACUCCUUGGAGGGACCAUCCAAAGGCAGCGUCAACGGGGGCAAAGCCAGCCCCGACGAAACACAGACCGUGAGGUAUGGCAAGCGCAGCAAGAGCAAGGAGAGGCGCCCGGAGCCCAAGGCCCGGCCCAACACCUCCCCCAACACCUCCCCGGGCUGGUGGAGCUCCGACGACAACCUGGACAGCGACAUGUGCAUCUACCACUCUCCGUCGGGCGUGAUGACCAUGGGCAGGUGCCCUGACCGCUCGGCCUCGCAGUACUUCAUGGAGACCUACAACACCAUCAGUGAGCAGGCGGUCAAGGCCUCCCGGAGUAACAACGACGUCAAGUGCUCCACCUGUGCCCACCUGCCCGUCAACCUGGACGCGCCGCUCCUGAAGAAGAGCGCCUGGUCGUCCACGCUGACGGUGAGCCGCGCCCGGGAGGUCUACCAGAAGGCCUCGGUGAACGUGGACCAGGCCAUGGUGAAGUCUGAGACGUGUCAGCAAGAACGUUCCUGCCAGUACCUUCAGGUUCCUCAAGAUGAAUGGACAGGGUAUACCCCUCGAGGUAAAGAUGAUGAAAUUCCAUGCCGAAGAAUGCGGAGUGGCAGUUAUAUCAAAGCCAUGGGAGAUGAAGACAGUGGUGACUCGGACACAAGCCCCAAGCCGUCUCCCAAAGUUGCUGCACGAAGAGAAAGCUAUCUCAAGGCUACUCAGCCAUCCCUUACAGAACUCACCACACUCAAGAUUUCCAAUGAACACUCCCCCAAACUCCAGAUCCGGAGUCACAGUUACUUGAGGGCAGUAAGUGAAGUCUCCAUCAACCGAAGCCUGGACAGCCUUGACCCUGCAGGCCUGCUCACGUCACCGAAGUUCCGCUCCAGGAAUGAGAGCUACAUGCGAGCCAUGAGCACCAUCAGCCAGGUGAGCGAGAUGGAAGUGAACGGGCAGUUCGAGUCCGUGUGCGAGUCGGUGUUCAGCGAGCUGGAGUCCCAGGCGGUGGAAGCUCUGGACCUGCCGGUGCCCGGCUGCUUCCGCAUGCGGAGCCACAGCUACGUGCGGGCCAUCGAGAAGGGCUGCUCCCAGGACGACGAGUGCGUGUCCCUGAGGUCCUCCUCCCCGCCGCGCACCACCACCACCGUGAGGACCAUUCAGAGCAGCACGGGUGUCAUAAAACUGAGUUCUGCAGUUGAAGUGUCAUCUUGCAUUACAACAUAUAAGAAGACACCACCUCCAGUCCCACCCAGAACUACCACGAAACCUUUCAUUUCUAUCACAGCCCAGAGUAGCACAGAGUCUGCCCAGGAUGCCUACAUGGACGGACAGGGCCAGCGAGGAGAUAUUAUCAGCCAGUCUGGACUGAGCAACUCCACGGAGAGCCUGGACAGUAUGAAGGCUCUGACAGCCGCCAUCGAAGCCGCCAAUGCCCAGAUCCAUGGCCCUGCAAGUCAACACAUGGGCAACAACCCUGCCACCAUCACCACCACGACCACCAUAGCCACCAUCACUACAGAGGACAGGAAGAAGGAUCACUUUAAGAAAAAUCGAUGCCUGUCAAUUGGGAUACAGGUGGAUGAUGCUGAAGAACCUGACAAAACAGGGGAAAAUAAAGCACCCAGUAAGUUCCAGUCCGUAGGAGUGCAAGUAGAAGAAGAAAAGUGCUUCCGCAGGUUCACCCGAUCCAACAGUGUGACGACGGCAGUGCAGGCUGACCUGGACUUCCACGACAACCUGGAAAACUCUCUGGAGUCUAUAGAGGACAAUUCGUGCCCGGGCCCCGCGGCCAGGCAGUUCUCCCGGGACGCCAGCACCUCCACCGUCAGCAUUCAGGGCUCAGGAAACCACUACCACGCCUGUGCGGCCGACGACGAUUUCGACGCGGAUUUUGACCCUUCGAUCCUGCCUCCCCCGGACCCCUGGAUUGACUCGAUCACCGAAGACCCCAUGGAGGCCGUUCAAAGGUCAGUGUGCCACCGGGAUGGCCACUGGUUUCUGAAGCUUCUGCAGGCGGAGCGAGACCGCAUGGAAGGCUGGUGCCAGCAGAUGGAGAGAGAAGAGCGGGAGAACAACCUGCCGGAAGACAUUCUAGGGAAAAUCCGAACGGCAGUUGGCAGUGCCCAACUUCUCAUGGCCCAGAAAUUCUACCAGUUCAGAGAACUGUGUGAAGAAAACCUGAACCCUAAUGCUCAUCCAAGGCCCACCUCCCAGGAUUUGGCGGGGUUCUGGGACAUGCUGCAGUUGUCCAUAGAAAAUAUUAGUAUGAAAUUUGAUGAACUCCAUCAGUUAAAGGCCAAUAAUUGGAAACAGAUGGAUCCUCUUGACAAGAAGGAGAGAAGGGCCCCUCCUCCAGUGCCAAAGAAGCCGGCGAAGGGCCCCGCGCCGCUGAUCCGGGAGCGCUCGCUGGAGAGCUCGCAGCGCCAGGAGGCCCGCAAGCGCCUGAUGGCCGCCAGGCGCGCCGCGUCCGUCCGCCAGAACUCGGCCACCGAGAGCGCCGAGAGCAUCGAGAUCUACAUCCCCGAGGCGCAGACCCGGCUCUGAGGCGCCCGGGCGCGCCCCCGCGGCGGCACCCCAGGACCCGCCGACCCGCCCGCCCGCCUCCUCCCCC
Molecule: messenger RNA, 3952 nt
Organism: Myotis myotis
Lineage: Eukaryota; Metazoa; Chordata; Mammalia; Chiroptera; Vespertilionidae
Gene: DLGAP1
Product: DLG associated protein 1
Exons: 14
Coding region: 916-3885 (989 amino acids)
Biological process (GO): signaling
Cellular component (GO): postsynaptic specialization; glutamatergic synapse
Molecular function (GO): molecular adaptor activity
Source: RefSeq, a predicted model, not a curated record